AUGGAGAUGGAAAUGCCCUCGGUGGCCGCUUUAGCCGGCGCAAGGCUGCUGGGCGAGAUCGAAGAGACGAACCUGGACGAGAUACUGUAUGCUCUCCGCAUAGCGAUUGAUCCCGAUGCGCCAACAAACAAAUCGAAGCAUCCAAAGUCAUACCCCGUUCCUGGACUUGACGAUCUUGUCCAACGGAAUUUUCGUGCAACAAAGUCUGCUCCAUUGGCUGUGACCGGCCGCCAACUCCUGCUCGUCUACGCACUCGUCUCGGCCCUUUUGUCACAUCCACAUAACAAGACGGUACUGAUCCUCGAUACGGAGCACCGUUUCGACGCAACUCGCAUCCUUGGUGACCCAGAUGACCUGCGCCACGCCUACGUGCAUCGCCCAGCUCGCCGGAGCACCACUGUUGAUAGCCGCAGCGGCGGAAGCGGGGGCGGAGGCGGUAGUAGCAUCGGCGCGGAGCAAAUCCGGGAGCUCGUCGCCGCUGCGGAGAAUUGGAUGCUCUACGGCGGACACCACAGCGGCGCCCGGGAAUGGUGGGGAACCAUAGUCAUCGGCGCACUCGGGGCCGGCGACGUGACUGCCGCCUGGAAAGGAUGGCUGCGCGUUGACCGCGAGUACGUCCCGGGAUUCUCCCUCGGCUGCAGCGCGACGGAGGCUGUGAAGGACCGCCAGCAACGCCAGGAAGCCGUCGAAGCUGCGUCGUGGGCUGCCUCUUCGCAGUGGGGCAGUUUCACAUUCACAGAAUCUCACUCUAGCACUACGACGCCCGAUGCCAGGGAUCCGAGGCAGUCGAAGCGUGUCACUGGUACCGACCGAUAA
Colletotrichum abscissum is the source of this 816-nucleotide messenger RNA. RefSeq lists its product as uncharacterized. The transcript has 2 exons. The record is from RefSeq and is a predicted model, not a curated record. The coding region runs from base 1 to 816 and encodes 271 amino acids. NCBI's taxonomy places the organism in Eukaryota, Fungi, Ascomycota, Sordariomycetes, Glomerellales, Glomerellaceae.